CUGUCUCUAUUUCCGUAGAGGUCGAAUGCGUGUGCCAGUGAGAGCAGUUCGACGCUCGAAGAUAUUACAGCGGCUUAGACUCGAGCCGCACGGGGUCUGGUCUGCCUUGUCCCCGGCGUGCGACACCAAACCUGACAAUCACUCCACGCUGAAGUCGAUAAGGAACGGAGGUGCAGCUGCAGAUUUACGAUCGAACUUUUCGAACCUGGUACGACGAAACGAGUUCAUUCAGUAAAGUGUUCGAUACGGUGUUUGUGUGUUUCUUUCUGUGAAAAGUGAUAAGUUGCGUGACAAAAGAGGUUUGCAGUUUCGGUGGAAAAUGAUUUAGAAAUUUCCGAAGUUUCGAUAUUCGAGACACGGUGAAAUAGUAAUAGUACAAUUUGUGUAAUUGGUGAUAUAAUUUAUUCAAAAUGCAUUCCUCACGAGCAAGGCAUUCGUUGAUGAGGUACAGGAACGUGCUGCAAGUGUACAAGGUUUCCUCCAGAAAUUUUGGCACCGAUGUUCAGUACAAACCGAUCAGAAGCGUUCUCGUUGCUAAUCGAGGUGAAAUCGCCAUCCGUGUGUUCCGAGCAUGUACCGAACUGGGUAUCCGUUCGGUGGCCAUCUACUCCGAACAGGACAAGAUGCAAAUGCACAGACAAAAAGCCGACGAAGGUUACAUGGUCGGCAGAGGGCUUCCACCUGUUCAGGCCUACCUGAACAUUCCAGAAAUCAUCCAAGUGGCGAAAGAGAACGACGUAGAUGCUAUUCACCCAGGUUAUGGCUUCUUAUCCGAACGAUCGGAUUUCGCGGAGGCGGUGAUUAAUGCUGGGAUCAGAUUCAUCGGUCCUAGCCCCAAAGUUGUGCAACAGAUGGGAGAUAAGGUGGCCGCAAGAGAAGCUGCGAUACAAGCUGGAGUGCCGAUUGUUCCGGGGACAGAUGGACCAGUGACCACGUCAGACGAGGCGAUGGAGUUUUGUAUGAAACAUGGUCUUCCGGUCAUUUUUAAAGCUGCUUAUGGAGGCGGUGGAAGAGGAAUGAGGGUUGUGAGGCAAAUGGAAGAAGUGCGAGAGAUGUUCGACCGAGCGUCAUCGGAGGCAAAGGCUGCUUUCGGCAAUGGUGCGAUGUUCAUUGAGAAAUUCAUUGAAAGGCCAAGGCACAUUGAAGUCCAAUUGUUGGGAGAUAACGCUGGCAAUGUGGUUCAUCUUUACGAACGUGAUUGUUCUGUACAACGUCGUCAUCAGAAGGUCGUCGAGAUUGCUCCUGCGCCAUGUUUGGACACCAAAGUCAGAGACAAAAUGACGGAGCACGCUGUACGACUGGCUAAACACGUCGGAUACUCGAACGCUGGCACCGUCGAGUUCUUAGCCGACGAAGGUGGGAACUUUUACUUCAUCGAGGUCAACGCUAGACUUCAAGUCGAACAUACAGUAACGGAGGAAAUCACUGGAAUCGAUUUGGUGCAAUCGCAAAUCCGAAUUGCCGAGGGUAUGACGUUACCAGAGCUGGGUAUGACCCAGUCAAAGAUCGUUCCUCAAGGUUCCGCUAUUCAAUGUCGUGUGACCACGGAAGACCCCGCGAAGAGCUUCCAGCCGGAUACUGGAAGAAUCGAAGUGUUCCGUUCUGGAGAAGGUAUGGGUAUCCGGUUGGAUGGUGCGUCGGCGUUUGCUGGUGCGAUCAUUUCACCCUACUACGAUUCUCUUCUUGUUAAGGUGAUAGCUCAUUCAAGCGAUCUACAAUCCUCCUGCGCGAAGAUGAAUCGUGCUCUCCGCGAGUUUCGUGUUCGCGGUGUAAAAACCAAUAUUCCGUUCCUGUUGAACGUAUUGGAGAACCAAAAGUUCCUGAGCGGUAACGUGGAUACCUACUUCAUCGACGAGAACCCGCAGCUCUUCCAAUUCCAACCGAGCCGUAACCGCGCGCAGAAAUUGUUGAACUACCUCGGUUCCAUUUUGGUGAACGGUCCCAGUACUCCACUGGCAACGCCGUUGAAACCCGGCGACAUAAAACCACACAUUCCCCAGAUCGCGUUAGACUUUGCUAAGCUUGCAGCUGCUGAAGAGAACAAUGAUCCGGACCAACCAGACGUUCUGGAACCACCCAAGGGCUUCCGUCACAUCUACAAGGAGAAAGGACCUGAAGCUUUCGCCAAAGCCAUCAGACAGCACGACGGGUUGCUUCUGAUGGACACCACCUUCCGUGACGCACAUCAGUCUCUCCUCGCGACUCGCGUGAGGUCGCACGACCUUCUGAUGAUCUCACCCUUCGUUGCUCACAAGUUUAACAACCUGUAUUCUCUGGAGAAUUGGGGAGGCGCCACUUUCGAUGUCGCACUCAGGUUCCUUCACGAAUGUCCUUGGGAACGAUUGGAGGAUAUGAGGAAGGCGAUACCUAACAUUCCUUUCCAGAUGCUCCUCAGAGGCGCGAACGCUGUUGGGUACACUAAUUACCCAGAUAAUGUUGUCUACAAGUUCUGUGAACUGGCUGUGCAGACUGGAAUGGAUAUCUUCAGGGUGUUUGAUUCGUUGAAUUAUUUACCCAACUUAAUUCUUGGUAUGGAAGCAGCCGGCAAAGCAGGAGGUAUCGUAGAGGCAGCCAUUUCGUAUACCGGAGACGUAAGCGACCCAAACAGGCAGAAGUACGACCUGAAAUAUUACACGCAGCUGGCGGACGAGUUGGUGAAGGCUGGUACCCACGUUCUGGCGAUCAAAGAUAUGGCGGGUCUUUUGAAACCGAAAGCUGCCUCGAUGCUGAUCGAUGCUAUCAGGCAGAAACAUCCUGAUGUACCGUUGCAUAUCCACACUCACGAUACUGCGGGAGCUGGAGUCGCGUCUAUGUUGGCUUGCGCUGAGAGUGGAGCUGAUGUGGUUGACGUUGCUGUUGACAGCAUGUCUGGAAUGACUAGUCAGCCGUCUAUGGGGGCUAUAGUUGCCUCCCUUAUGGGAACCAAGAAAGACACCAAGAUUAAUUUGGACGACGUGUCAGAAUAUUCCGCAUACUGGGAACAAACGAGAACAUUGUACGCACCAUUCGAGUGCACAACCACCAUGAAGUCCGGAAAUGCUGAUGUGUACCUGAACGAAAUCCCUGGAGGACAGUACACGAAUCUGCAGUUCCAAGCUUACUCGUUGGGUCUGGGUGAGAUGUUCGAGGACGUCAAGAAGGCAUACAGAGAGGCUAAUUUGUUGCUCGGCGAUAUCAUCAAAGUUACACCGAGUUCCAAGGUCGUUGGUGAUCUGGCACAGUUUAUGGUUCAGAAUAAACUGACGUCUGAUGAUGUACUGAACAAGGCUGAGGAGUUGUCUUUUCCGAAAUCGGUUGUUGAGUUCCUACAGGGCGCCAUUGGAGAACCUUAUGGAGGAUUCCCGGAGCCGCUGAGAUCAAAGGUAUUGAAAGAUAUGCCCCGCGUGAAAGGCAGACCCGGAGCAACUUUACCUCCCUUAGACUUCAACGCACUAAAGACUCAAUUACUAGAAUCUCAUCCAAACGUCACAGACAAGGAUAUCAUGUCAGCAGCUCUCUAUCCAAGUGUCACGAACGAUUACUUGAACUUCAGAGAACAGUAUGGGCCAGUUGAUAAACUGGAGACAAGGAUCUUCUUAACUGGACCAAAGGUUGCAGAGGAAUUCGAUGUUACCAUCGAGAAGGGUAAAACUUUGGCUAUCAAAACUCUGGCGGUUGCUGAGGAUCUCACGAAAAAUGGCGAACGAGAGGUGUUCUUCGAAAUGAACGGACAACUCAGAUCUGUGUUCAUUAAGGACAAGGAGGCUGUUAAGGAGCUGCACGUGCACCCUAAAGCAGCGAAGGGAGACAAAAAUCAAAUUGGAGCACCCAUGCCUGGAACCGUGAUCGAUAUCAGAGUGAAAGUAGGCGACACAGUGGAUAAAGGAGCACCGUUGGUCGUGUUGUCCGCGAUGAAAAUGGAAAUGGUGGUCCAAGCACCUAGAGCAGGGAAAGUAAAGACACUGGAUGUCUCUCAGGGAAUGAGAUUAGAAGGAGACGAUCUAAUCUUAACAAUGGAAUAGAAUUUUUCGAUCAUUUGCAUCUAUGAAAUCACGUUGUCGCACAUUUUUCGAACAGGAGUGCAUUUUGUUUAAUUGCGUGCCAUUAAAUUUUAUUGAUUUAAUGGUGAAUUGGACUGUGGAUGUUUAUUAGAUGUAAAGUGUCACAAAUUAUUAAUUAAUUGUACAUUAGUUAUGUGAUAUAAAUAUAAUAAAUUAGUAACUGAUUAUAA
Molecule: messenger RNA, 4210 nt
Organism: Megachile rotundata (alfalfa leafcutting bee)
Lineage: Eukaryota; Metazoa; Arthropoda; Insecta; Hymenoptera; Megachilidae
Gene: PCB
Product: Pyruvate carboxylase
Biological process (GO): pyruvate metabolic process; gluconeogenesis
Cellular component (GO): cytoplasm
Molecular function (GO): metal ion binding; pyruvate carboxylase activity; ATP binding
Source: RefSeq, a predicted model, not a curated record